AUGCCCCCGAAAACAGAUCCCGAGUCUAACCCCGUGCUUCUGCGGGGAACCAAAAAACAUUUGCUUGACGCUUUCGAGCAACUGAAAACCAUCUUCGCUGAUGGAGGAGAAGUGUUAAGUGAUUCGGUCGAUGCGUGGUCUGAAAGGUUAGAGCAAAUUGCACAGGAAUACCGUCGUGUGGUUUGCGAGUUAGAGACUGUUCACGGGGAUGAUUCGUACAAGACUGAACGACUUAAUUUUGACAAAUCGUACUGUGUAAUGCGCGCCAUUGCUUUGAAGCUGCAAAGGGGAAACCCUACUCCGCCACCCCCUCAAGCCCCACGAACAGUGACUAACAUUCGGUACCCUGAGUUAAGUCUACCGCGCUUCAGCGGGCGGCUAGAAGACUGGUGCGUUUUUCGCGAUGCUUUCGAUUCCGCUAUCGGUUGCCGUACAGAGAUCAGUGACUAUGAGAAGUUUCAAUACCUGAAUGGUCUCGUUCAGGGUGACGCGUCGCGGAUUGUGAAUUCCGUUCCGGUCAGUCAGGACGGAUAUCGCGAUGCGUGGAGAGCACUAAAAUUGCGGUACGAGAAUAAGCGUCAGCUGGUUCGUUGCCACAUUCAAGCUUUGUUUGAUACCCCGGCAAUGAGGAGGGAGUCAGCAGAGGAAUUACUCAAUCUUGUCGAUCGUUUCGAGCAGCAUUUGGCAGUAUUGAAGCGGUUGGGGGAGGAUACGCUUGCCUGGAGCUCUCUGUUAGUUUUCCAGCUUUCCAUUCGCUUACAUCCAAACACCUUGAGGGAAUGGGAAAACCAUUGCGUCCGUCUUGAUUCCGACAACGUGGCCGCCGUUCUAGGAGGCACGGCUGAAGGCGAUGAAGACGAUGAUGAGGAUGACUUGCCGUCGUACGUGAGGAUGGUAAACUAUUUGCAGAAUUAUGCGAGGGUGCUGCAGUCAGUAGGUCCAUUCAGAGAUCGGGAUGCGAAGCCCAAGCCGGUAAGGUCCGCCGUUCAUGUCAGUUCGCCACCUGUCUCGUCCAUUCCUAAAUCUCCUCGAAAAUGUGCGAAGUGUCACCAAGAUCAUUUCCUGUAUCAGUGUCCGGAUUUCAACAAGCUCUCCGAGAACCAAAGGCUGGAGUUUGCAAAAAAACCUUAA
Aedes albopictus (Asian tiger mosquito) is the source of this 1131-nucleotide messenger RNA. RefSeq lists its product as uncharacterized. The transcript has a single exon. Lineage: Eukaryota; Metazoa; Arthropoda; Insecta; Diptera; Culicidae. The record is from RefSeq and is a predicted model, not a curated record. Bases 1 to 1131 code for a protein of 376 amino acids.